Messenger RNA from Sceloporus undulatus (fence lizard), 2647 nucleotides. RefSeq names its product NOP protein chaperone 1 (gene NOPCHAP1). Gene Ontology annotation, molecular function: box C/D methylation guide snoRNP complex binding. Gene Ontology annotation, biological process: box C/D snoRNP assembly. The record is from RefSeq and is a predicted model, not a curated record. The coding region runs from base 66 to 554 and encodes 162 amino acids. The transcript is spliced from 4 exons. NCBI's taxonomy places the organism in Eukaryota, Metazoa, Chordata, Lepidosauria, Squamata, Phrynosomatidae.
UUCUCUCUCUCCACUUCCGGUUUGGUUUAGAGGGGACUCACGUGUUGUUGAGCAGAGAUUUGGGGAUGGAAAGGCAGCGAAUGGAGCAGAAAGGAGGCGGCGUGUUUCCCGCGGUAUCCAGGGAUCUCCUUUCCGUAGGGAGCGGAGGAGGUAUUCAUGAGACUCUGUUGCUCAGUUCAAAUCAUGCUAAGAAAAAAGCCACAAGCUUACAAACAGUCAGACUACCAAGGAGCAAUGUUUUGGAUAGGGUUCAGUCCUUUCUGCCACAGAUGGCCAGUGCAAAUGACAAGCUAAGAAGACAAAUGGACAGCACGCCUGUUGAAAAGUUUGAUAUUGAACACCUGGAUCCUUCCACUGAAAAUGUCAUUGAAAUGAAUGUGGCUUUGGUUGAACUGAGUGGUUCUGAUACAGAGGAAGAGGAUUCAAUCUCAGAAGAGGAGUCUGAAUGUGAGAACAGCUCUGUCUGUGAUGAAGUGACUGUAGACAAUAUCAAGCUUCCAAAAUCAAAAGGAGAAGGCAGAAUAGAAAUAUUGGACAGUAAAAGUGAUGAAUAGAUCUACCAUAUCAGAUUGUGAUGUUCUCAAUUUCCUUUUGGAGAGCUAGUUUCUUUCCAGUUACACUAUUUGUGGACUAGCUUACUGUCUGCAUUUCACACUGCUGAAAGGCAUGAAGGAUUCCUUCAAUUCUUAGGAAUCAGUAAAGAGAUAAAUUAGGACAUUGGUGUUUCCUCUCAGGAGUCCAUCAUGGAGGGGAAAAUGGAGCAAACAUUUGAUGGGUGAAAGAAAAGAAAUACCACUGACAAGUUGGCUCAGGAUUCUCCAUAGUUUUUGCAUUUAUUUUUCCAGUUUGUAGCUUUUAGCUGUUUCAUUGAGACCAUUGGAAAUGUUUCUGUAAAACCAAGGAAGCACUCAUCAUUUGGACUGUACCCAUUCUUCAAGUGUCUUCUUCAGCCACUGCUUUGAGUAUUUGCAGAAAUCAGAGUUAUUGGUUUGAUAAGUGUCUCUUACAUGCAGGCCAAAAGCACUUCACUCUCCUUUGGAAUAAGUUGUAACUUAGGUGGGAAGUGGUUAGCACUGUAGAUGCCAGCCUACAACUCUUUUUACUCAUGACACCUGGCCAUGCUGAUGGGGGCUGAUAGGAGUUGAUGUCCCAAAACAUUGAACAAAGUGUAGACUGAGGGCUGCAUCCCAUCUCAUACUUUCCACAUGUAACCCCCUUGUUUUUGUUUAAUUUUUUUUCUGUCCUGUAGGCAUCUAGGAAUAGUUUUUUGCAUAUGUGUAUGUGCUCAAACCCCCCCACCCAUUAAAACUGGGCAGCACCCAACUACUUCUUUUUUCAGGUUAUUUUUUGGGGGAGGAGUGGGGGUGGGCUGAGAAGAGCAACUUUUGCUGAUGGCAGCAUGGCCUCUCACAGCUCCACGGGGAGCUGUCCCAAUCUGGCAGGAGCUGCUCUUCUUGGGUAGCAGCAGCGAUUGCGAGGAGGAGGAAGAGGACAACGGCCAGAAAGACUGCUAGGAGGAGGAAUGUGGUGGCAGUGGUGGUAGCAGCUGCAAGCUGGGUAGGAACUUGAGCAUCCAUAAGUUUUGGUAUCUACAGGGGGGUUGUUCUGGAAUGGAUCCCCCACGGAUACCGAGGUCCCACUGUAAAAUAGUUCUUACACUUUUAGAUGUGUAGCUGAACACAUAAUUAUUACAUAAUGAAGAUACCUCCUAAAAUACAUAGUACAGUGUGCCCUUGGUUUACGCAGGGGAUUUGUUUCUGACUCCCCUGCAUAAAACAACGCCUAUGCUUGAACCCCAUUUAAAUGAAUGAAGCUCAUGCGCGCAUCAUAGGCACGCACCCCAUUUCUCCCUAUGGGACACACCACCCCUUCCUCCCCACACUGCUUUCAGGCUUCAGCGUAUGCUGAAAGCCGCGUAAAGCACACCCGCAUAUGAUGCAGGUGCACUGUAUAGGCAUGUAAUGAUGUAUAGACUCCAGAUUAACAAGUUAAAAACUAGAAUGACUAUGAUGGAAAUUAUAUUUCUUUAAUAAGACAAGUAAAGAUAAAAAACUAUAUGAGUAAGCCCUACAACAGCCAAAUCGAAUUUAUAAUAAUUAAGUAGGUGCGAUCUGCAAUGCGUAUUAAGGAUAGAAAGCCAGUAAUAGAGGAUAAGAUAAAUUUGCAGAUGAUGGAAAGGAAGUAAUGUAUGAAUGUAGUAGAAGUACAGAGAGUUUAAGAAAAUGAUUGAGGGUCUAAGUAACUGAAGUGAGAGUAAGAGAGCUGAAGAGUAAGUGAAGUAAACAGAGUGAUUGUGAAGAUUUGAAAAGAAAGGCAAAAGAGUAUAGAGAAGAGGAGGAGAGAGGAACAGAAGGGAAGGAGAGAGGGAAAAAGGAAAGCAUAUAAUUUUUUUUUUGAGGAAGAGAUAAUAGAGAAGGGAAGAAUGAACGGUAAUAAGUUGAUGGAAUUGAAAGGGGGAAAUAGCGGAAGGCCCUCAUUGCCAAAUAGGUUAAAGUGACAGAUUGCAUAGUUAAAGAUGAGUAUAUGAUGAAAUAAUAUGUUUAAGUAUGUGUAUUAUGAUGGAAAUUUAUUUUGUAAUGUAUGUUGUGGUGUUUUAUGACUCUUUGUAGUGAUUUUAAAAGAUUUAAUAAAAAUUCUAAAAAAAACA